CCCCGCCCUCCCCUGGGGACUCCCGCCCACGCCUCCUGCUUCCCUCCCUCCCCACGGAGGGAGCGGCAGUCGCCCAGAGCCCCGAUUCCACCUGGCAGCGCAGGGGCCCCCCGGACCCCUCCCGGGGCAUCAGCAAACAAGAUUUCUUCUGAACCACAAAUGACGUCUUGCUUCCAUACUGUAUCCCGUCCUCCAAGCUGUACAGAUGGUGAUCACUGACUGGGCUGCUUCAGAAACUGGAUUACCAAAGUUUCACAACUGCAACCCAGAAUGUACUGGUAUGUGGGUACUGAGGCAUCUGCUGCAGGCCAAGAGCACAUCAUGGACCAAGGCCAGCAUGGUUCCGUGGACAUGGGCAGCAAACAGUCCACGUUGGGCAACGUCUCUAUAGACCAAUCCCCUAUGAUAGAAAGCAUUCAGGCAGCAUACAAAAAGGAAAAAACCAGUAAGGUCCAAGAGCUGGUUAAAGUAUUUGAAGAGAGCAUAUCACAUCUGGAAAAGUACCAACUUUUAAGCAUCACAGCAGCCUAUGGAGAUCUAGAAGCAGUGAGAUACCUUCUCAAAGAAAAAUUUGUUGAGUUACCCACAGAGCCAAAUGAUGAUAAUCCAGCUGUGGUGGCUGCUUAUUUUGGACACAUGGAUGUUGUAAAAGAAUUAUUAGAUUCCUUACUGGGUCCAUGCAGCUACCAACGACUGCUAAAUUGGAUGCUAGCCAUCGCUUGCCAACAAGGACACCUAGAUGUUGUUAAACUCCUAGUACUUACUUAUAGUGCUGAUCCGGAGAGCUAUGCAGUAAGGAAGAAUGAAUUUCCAGUCAUUAUAAGGUUACCACUUUAUGCAGCUAUCAAGUCAGGAAACGAGGAUAUUGCUAUAUUUCUGAUUCGUCAUGGAGCCUUCUUCUGUUCAUACAUUCUGAUGGAUAGUCCUGAUCUAAGUAAACAUCUCCUUAGGAAAUAUUUCAUAGAGACAAGCAUAUCAGGAAAUGGUUCUCCAACUAAAGCAGCCCUCCGUGUGAAAUGGUCCCAUCUGAAGUUACCAUGGGUGGAUCUAGAUUGGCUAAUCGAUAUUUCAUGUCAGAUAACAGAAUUGGAUCUUUCUGCCAAUUGCCUGACUUCCCUCCCAUCCGUCAUUCCCUGGGGACUGAUAAAUCUCCGAAAAUUGAAUCUCUCUGACAACCAGCUGGUAGAGUUGCCCAGUGUGCAAUCCUCUGAUGAAAUCAUCUGUACCAGGUUACUUGAAAUUGAUAUAUCCAGCAACAAGUUGUCACAUCUUCCUCCUGGAUUUUUACACCUCUCAAAACUUCAAAAGCUAAUGGCUACAAAAAAUUACUUAGAAAAAUUAUUUGAAGAAGAAAAUGCAACUAAUUGGAUUGGAUUAAGGAAGCUACAGGAACUUGACCUCUCUGACAAUAAAUUGACUGAAUUACCUACAGUAUUCUUUCAUUCAUUCAAAUCACUAAAUUGCCUGAAUGUUUCCAGAAAUAAGCUAAAGAUUUUUCCUGAUCCUUGGGCCUGCCCCUUGAAAUGUUGCAAAGCUGCCAAAAAUGUACUUGAGUAUCUGCCAGAAAAAAUUGCUGUUUUUUGGAAAAAUCACCUUAAAGAAGUGGAUUUUUCAGAAAAUGCGCUCAAAGACAUUCCCAUAGGACUCUUCCAGCUUGAUACUUUGAUGUCCUUGAAAUUAUUAGGGAACCAACUAGUCACUCUUCCCUCUCAAGAUAAAUGGACCUGCAAGCAACUUAAAUACUUGGAUCUUUCUAAAAAUCAACUUGGAAAAAAUGAAGAUGGACUUAAAACAAAGCGGAUUUCCUUCUUCAAUACCAAGAGCAGACAUCGUUCAUGUCCAGAAGCAGGUUCUGGGCUGGAAUUUCCAGUUUUUCUUAGUGAAUCCUUAGAAGUCCUGUGCCUCAAUGACAAUCAGCUUGAUGUAGUCCCGCAGUCUGUCUGUCUAUUGAAAAGCUUAUCAGAACUCUACUUAGGAAAUAAUCCAGGUCUUCGAGAGCUUCCUCCAGAACUUGGGCAGUUAGCCAAUCUUUGGCAGCUAGAUAUAGAAGAACUGAAUAUCAGCAACAUUCCAGCAGAGAUUCAGAAAGAAGGCCCCAAAACUAUAUUAGCUUACUUGAGAGCUCAACUUCGGAAAGCAGAAAAAUGCAAGCUGAUGAAAAUGAUUAUUGUGGGUCCUCCACGACAAGGCAAGUCAACUCUCUUGGAGAUUUUACAGACUGGGAGACACACACAGAUGAUGCACAGUGAUGCCACUAUCAGGACCACCAAAUGGGAACUGCAGAAACCACCUGGACUAAAAGCAAAGGUUGAUUCUGUGGAGUUCAAUGUUUGGGAUAUUGGUGGUCCAGCCAGCAUGUCCACAGUCAAUCAGUGUUUCUUCACAGACAAAGCCCUGUAUGUAGUUGUUUGGAACUUAGCAUUAGGAGAAGAAGCCGUUGCAAAUCUUCAGUUCUGGCUGUUGAAUAUUGAGGCAAAGGCCCCAAACUCAGUAGUGCUAGUAGUAGGGACACACCUGGACUUAAUCGAGACUAAAUUUCGUGUUGAAAGGAUUGCUACGCUGAGAGCAUAUGUGCUGGCACUUUGUCGAUCUCCCUCAGGAUCAAGAGCCACCGGUUUUCCAGAUAUCACCUUUAAACAUUUACAUGAACUCUCUUGUAAAAGUCUGGAAGGCCAUGAAGGACUCCGCCAGCUGAUUUUUCACGUUACGUGUAACAUGAAGGACACUGGCAGCACAAUUGGCUUUCAGAAACUUGCAGGGAGACUGAUACCAAGGAGUUACCUCAGUCUCCAAGAAGCAGUCAUAGCUGAGCAACAGAGACGAAAUCAGGCAGAUGAUGUCCAGUAUCUGACAGAUAAACAGAUAGAACAAAUAAUAGAACAAACCCCAGGAAAUGACAUCAAUGACUAUGAAGACUUACAAUCUGCUAUCGGCUUCCUCAUAGAAACAGGAACACUCCUACAUUUCCCAGACACAAGCCAUGGACUUAGAAACCUCUACUUCCUUGAUCCAAUCUGGUUAUCAGAAUGUCUGCAACGGAUUUUUAACAUUAAGAGCUCCAAGUCAGUGGCCAAGAAUGGAGUGAUUAAAGCAGAGGAUCUCAGGAUGCUAUUAGUUGGAACAGGCUUCACUGAACAAACAGAAGAACAAUAUUUUCAAUUUCUAGCCAAAUUUGAAAUUGCCUUGCCAGUUGCCAAUGACAGUUACCUCUUACCCCAUCUUCUUCCGGCCAAGCCGGGUUUAGAUACCCAUGGCUUGCGGCACCAGGCUGCGAACACGAUUCAGAGGGUGUUUAAAAUGAGUUUUGUACCCGUUGGCUUCUGGCAAAGGUUUAUAGCUCGGAUGUUAAUUAGUUUGGCAGAAAUGGAUCUCCAGCUUUUUGAAAACAAGAAGAAUACCAAGAGCAGGAACAGAAAAAUGACCAUUUACAGUUUUAUGGGCAGCCAGAGAAACCGUUGCAGCACAUUUAGAGUGAAAAGAAACCAGACCAUAUAUUGGCAAGAAGGUCUCCUGGUCACAUUUGAUGGUGGCUACCUCAGUGUUGAAUCCUCUGAUGUCAACUGGAAGAAGAAAAAAAGUGGAGGAAUAAAAAUAAUUUGUCAGUCAGAAAUGAGAGAUUUCUCAGCCAUGGCUUUUAUCACUGAUCACAUAAAUUCCUUGAUAGACCAGUGGUUUCCUGCUCUUACAGCUACUGAGAGUGAUGGUACCUUGCUCAUGGAGCAGUAUGUCCCAUGCCCCAUUUGUGAGUCUUCAAAAACUCAACAAAAUGAGUUGACUGAGAAAACAGAAGAUGUGCAAUACUUUGAUAUGGAGGAUUGUGUCCUGACUGCAAUUGAGCAAGACUUUAUCACAUGUCCCAAUCACUCAGACAUCCCUGUUUCUUUACAAGAACUAGUCCCCGAGUUAUUUAUGACUGAUUUUCCUGCAAGGUUAUUUCUGGAAAAUAGCAAGUUAGAAUGCAGUGAAAAUGAAAACAAUGUUCUGGGCCAAGGUGGAAGUGGAACUAUAAUAUACCAAGCGCAGUACCAUGGGAAGCCAGUGGCUGUCAAGAGAUUUCAGCUCAAAAAAUUCAAGAACUUUGCUAAUGCUACAGCAGAUUCCAUGCUAAAGCACCUACGAGCCAUGGAUGCCAUGAAGAAUUUUUCAGAAUUUCGUCAGGAAGCCAGCAUGCUACACUCCUUACAACAUCCGUGUAUUGUUUCCUUGAUUGGAAUUAGCAUCCACCCUCUUUGCUUUGCCCUGGAGCUCGCCCCAUUGGGUAGUCUCACUACUGUGCUUUCUGAAAAGUCCAAAGGUUCUUCCUUUAUGCCCCUGGGGCACAUGCUUACACAGAAGAUAGCCUAUCAGAUUGUCUCAGGCCUGGCCUACCUUCACAAGAAGAAUAUCAUAUUUUGUGACCUAAAAUCUGACAAUAUUUUAGUUUGGUCCCUUGAUGUCAAAGAACACAUCAAUAUCAAACUCUCUGACUAUGGUAUCUCUCGGCAGUCAUUUCACGAAGGAGCUCUUGGAGUUGAGGGCACUCCCGGGUACCAGGCCCCUGAAAUCAGGCCCCGAAUUGUAUAUGAUGAGAAGGUGGAUAUGUUUUCCUAUGGAAUGGUGCUCUAUGAAUUACUGUCAGGUCAACGGCCUGUGCUUGGUCAUCAUCAACUUCAGAUUGCCAAGAAACUAUCCAAGGGCAUUCGUCCAGUGCUGGGGCAACCAGAAGAAGUACAAUUCCAUAGACUACAGGCACUCAUGACAGAAUGUUGGGACACCAAACCUGAAAAGCGACCUUUGGCCGUUUCUGUAGUUAGCCAGAUGAAGGACCCCACCUUUGCGACUUUCAUGUACAUGCUACACUGUGGGAAACAGACUUCUUUCUUCUCAUCUCCAAGACAAGAAUAUACUGUUGUGUUCUGGGAUGGAAAAGAGGAAUCCAGGAACUAUACUGUGGUGAACACUGAGAAAGGACUUAUAGAAGUACAGAGAAUGAGCUGCCUAGGAAUGAAGCUGAGCUGUCAGUUAAAGAUUCAGAGUGCACUAUGGACCGCCACUGAGGACCAGAAGAUCUACAUAUACAGUUUAAAGGGUAUGUGCCCAUUAAACGCCCCUCAAAAAGCAUUAGAUACCCCAGCUGUUGUCACUUGCUUCCUGGCAGUACCUGUUAUGAAAAAGCAGAAUUCCUACCUUGUGCUGGCUGGCAUGUCGGAUGGACUUGUGGCAGUGUUUCCGGUGAUCCAGGGUGUUCCGGACAAUAACUGCUCCUAUCUGUGUUCACAUACUGCAAACAGAUCCAAAUUCAACAUCCCUGAUGAUGAUCCCCGACAGAAUCUUUACCCAGUAAGAGCCAUGGAAAUAGCUAACAGUGGGUCUGAGGUGUGGUACAGCAACGGGCCCGGCAUCCUAAUUAUAGAAUGUGCCACACUGGAAAUAAAUAGACGAUUAGAUCCCUAUUCUCCUCCUUCCGUGAUCACAUCAAUAGUGGGCAACUCAGAGUGCCAUGGUGAAGAAGUGAUCUGGUGCCUGGAUGACAAAGACAAUGCUUUAGUGAUGUACUUCUCUGCAACCUAUCAGUUAUGCGCACGGUACUUUUGUGGAGACUGCAGCCCGCUCAGAGACACGUUCCCAGUUGAGCUGCCUGCUCUGGGGUUCUGCACUGCUGGUCUGGCCAAACAGCAGCAUCCUGAAGGGGACUGCAUAGCUGAUAUGAGCAUAAUCUAUAGCGAAGAACUCGGAACUCAGAUAUUAAACCACCAGGAUUCUCUUACAGAUUAUUGCUCUGUGUCUUCAUGCUCCUCUUCCCUUCCCAACAGAAUCACUGGGUCUUUCUCAGGUCUGCCAAGUUCACCCAUAAGCACUUCUAGCUUGCCUUUUCCCACUGACUAUGAAGAUUCUGACAAAUUUCACGAGUCUAAUCUUUGCUCUGAUGGAUCUGAAAAGGAUGGACCUUUUAUGAACAGUGAAGCAUCCACACAUCUGCAAGCUGUCAAAAUCCUUUCAGUAAAAGACCUCAUUUGGAUCCCCAGGCAAGGCGGAGAUGUUAUCGUCAUUGGACUGGAGAAGGAAUCUGGUACCCAGCGGGGUAGAGUAAUAGCCGUGUUAAAGGCUAGAGAACUGGCCCCAUAUGGGACUCUGGUUGAAGCUGCUGUUGUAGGAAAGGACACGGUUGUGUGCUGCUUUGAACAGGAAAACAUGGAAUGGUGCCUGGCUGUCUGGAGAGGCUGGGGGGCCAGGGAGUUUGACAUUUUCUACCAGUCCUAUGAAGAACUGGGAAGACUUGAAGCUGGUAUGCGAAAAAGAAGGUAAUUCUUGUGGAAGACUAAUGGUCUCUGAGUGAUGAACAGACCAAGGAGUAUCAACUGACACCCUUCAGUGUUGUAACCUGGAGAGCUCUCUGUACCCAGAAGAGGGACUUUUAUUUCUUUCUUCAUAUUUUGCUGCUAUGAACUACUGAGAAGUUACCUGCUGUGCAGUGUGUUUGGGGUGGGGUAGAGUAAGUUUUUUUUUUUUUUUUUUUUUUAAUACAAAGUCAUUUGGAUAUCUUCUCUUUUCCUACCCUUCAUUUUUCAUUCUCCAGCAGGAAAGCCUGUUCAUACCCUCCCCAGUGUCUUGGACUUCUUUCUCCUUUUCCUUUCUUUAUCCACACAAAGAAGAGGAUGUCCAGAUUCUGAACAAGAGUUCUUGGACUUUUAGUGUGAUGAUGGAGCAGAACCUUUUCCCAGCCUCUAUUUUACAUUUUCCCCCAUGCCCUAAGUCAUGGUUGUAAUUACACUAUGCCUUCUCAGCUAAGAGGGCUAGACUGAGCAUGAUGGGAGAGACCACUGUCCUCUUCCUUUCAUAGCUCCAAGGCUCACAUCCUGGUAUAAGAUUUCUGCCAUCCCCAAAGGCAGGUUCCUAGGGGUUGGCCAAAACUGACUGAUUUAUCUGAGACUGAAUAUCUUCCCUAAUGCAGAAAGUAUCACUGUGAUAAACCCUCAGAAGUACUUUUGUGUCCAACAUUGCCCAGUCCUAGGGUAUGGAGAAACAUCUUUAAAUCAUGUGGCUAAGAAGCAAAAAGGAAAUGUCAUCCAGAGGGCAAAUGAUUUCAGUGUUUGCAAGGUUCCUGUUGCUUUUCCAGUUGACAAAAGGAAGAAGUAAUGAUCAGUGGCAUUUCAAAAUAGUCUUAUGUGUUUAUAUUUUUUAAAGGCAAACUUGAACACAGCUGGAAUAUAAAAGCUCUAUAUGUACAUAAUCCUGUUUGUUUUUAAAAUUAAUAUCUCUCUUAACCCUUUGGUUAUGAAUUCACAUUUUCCUGGGUUGCACAAUACUACAUAUACAUUAAGAUUUGCUGCAUGCAUGUACAGUAAAGUGUAAAAAGUAAAUUAGUUCACAGAGAA
Messenger RNA from Sarcophilus harrisii (Tasmanian devil), 7355 nucleotides. It is a transcript of the gene LRRK1, whose product is annotated as leucine rich repeat kinase 1. The transcript is spliced from 34 exons. Bases 271 to 6285 code for a protein of 2004 amino acids. Gene Ontology annotation, molecular function: protein kinase activity; ATP binding; protein binding. Gene Ontology annotation, biological process: protein phosphorylation. NCBI's taxonomy places the organism in Eukaryota, Metazoa, Chordata, Mammalia, Dasyuromorphia, Dasyuridae. The record is from RefSeq and is a predicted model, not a curated record.